Messenger RNA from Prosopis cineraria, 639 nucleotides. RefSeq lists its product as uncharacterized. The transcript has 3 exons. The record is from RefSeq and is a predicted model, not a curated record. Lineage: Eukaryota; Viridiplantae; Streptophyta; Magnoliopsida; Fabales; Fabaceae. The coding region runs from base 60 to 437 and encodes 125 amino acids.
UCUGCCUUUUGUGAAUCAUCAACAGAUCAAUUUCGACAUCAAGUAGGUUUUACUUGAAUAUGUCGACCUCAAGAUCUAAUACGAUCAUCUCUAUAUCAACUAGAUUGAACUCGAAGUUGAGCAAUCUGGAUCUUGAUUCGGAGGAACAAAUAUUGAGCAUUCUUAAUGAUGUUGAUGAUCUGUUGAAACUCAAGCAUGCCAAAUUGGAAAAACUCCAGAUCACUCAUGACAAAGUUGAGAGCAAAUACAGAGAGUUGACUGCCGAGACUGAGGAGCUCAAGCUGCAAAUAAAAGCUAUGGAGCGAGAAAUUCAGCUUGAAAAAGCUUCCCAGGAAUCAUUGAUGGAAGAAGCGAAGCGACUGAAGCUGGAUACUAUGAUUUUCGAUUCGAUCGUAGCUGCUCUUGCUUCCCGUGGGCUUCUCCCUCCCGAUUUCUAGUUGUUUGUUUACUGUCUUCAGACAGAUCCUUAAUUCAGCAUGCAUCAGUACUCUUUUUGUUUUUUUAAGAUUUUCGCAUUUUUCUUUCCAUUUUCACAUUCACUGGCAGGAAACAUCAUCUCUCUGUUGUUGUUGUGUUGUUAUGUUGUUAUGUUGUUUCAGACAUGGCUUUAAUUUGGUUGCUGCUAGUUAGAACUUAAAA